This is a messenger RNA of Pestalotiopsis fici W106-1, 567 nucleotides long. RefSeq lists its product as uncharacterized. Lineage: Eukaryota; Fungi; Ascomycota; Sordariomycetes; Amphisphaeriales; Sporocadaceae. The coding region runs from base 1 to 567 and encodes 188 amino acids. The record is from RefSeq and is a predicted model, not a curated record. The transcript has 4 exons.
AUGUGGCCAGAAAGUCUUGUAGCUGGUCAGUUAGAGGAACCCCAAGACGAAUACGGAGAAUUGUCCUUACAACACCUGGACUUUCACUUCGGAAACUGGGUGUUUGAUGCUUUCACUGCCGAUGAGACGGGCACCAAGGAACAUGAUCUCAUGCCGCCCCUGGUAAUGAUUGACUUUGAUUAUGUUAAGGCUGCAACGAAGGAAGCUACCGAUCAGGCCCGCGAUCAAAGUCUGACAAGCAUGCUUAGGCUGACAAGAGAGAAUCUGAGAGAUCUCGCAAUGAUUAACAGAAAGAACUCAGAGGGGCUACCCGAAGAAGACCCAGAGAAGAAUCCAAAGAUCGACGUGGACCUGAGAACCAUCUUAACGAUAACUUAUCAUGUACCCAACCCGAUAUUGAGACUGAGGCGCUGGAUGGGCAUGGCUUUGAACGCCAUCAGAGACCGAGAUGGGGAAUAUUACGCUACCAAGCUGGAAAUUACAGAUGGCACCGAGGGAGACGACGCGAUAAGACAACUGGUACGGCGACUUAUAUUAGAGCCAAAUGAAGAGAAACAGAUGACAUAG